Molecule: messenger RNA, 945 nt
Organism: Rotaria sp. Silwood2
Lineage: Eukaryota; Metazoa; Rotifera; Eurotatoria; Philodinida; Philodinidae
Source: the annotation of a GenBank genome assembly
AUGAAAAUUUUAAUUUUAGAACAUUUACCAACAAUAGUAAAACCUCAAGUUCGUCGUUUAUCAACACCAAACAGUACUGAUGAAGAAAAAAGUGAAUUAGACGAUGAAACUAUUAGUGAUUUUAUACGUCUAAAACCUCCAUCAGCACCCACAAAAGCUAUUCAACGACAUGAACAACAUUUAUCUCAAACAUCAAUUAAUAAACGCUCACUUACUCCUAUUUCACCACCAUUUCAAUCAAAAUUUAAUUCACUAGAAACUAAUGGAAGUACAACAAAAUCAAAUCUAUUUAAACAUCCUGAACCACUACCAUUAGUAAAACCACCAAUAAAGCGUGAACUUGAUGAUAAAUGGACAAAUAUAAUUGAUAUAGAUAAAAAAGAAGAAUCAACUAAAGAAGAUCUUCUAUCAAAAUUAUUAUCUGAUGAAGAACAAGAAAAUAAAUCCAUAGCAACUACACAAUUGUCACCACCAUCUUCUCAACCAGCAUCGUUAGUUAUGUUUGAACCUACUUCAAUAUCAACAAAUGGCUUUCAGAAAAAACCACCUACACGUAUAACAACAACGAAUGUGUAUGAUUUUGAUCAAGCUGUUAUUAAUUUACAUGAUGGCGUACCUGUCACUGCUCAAUCAAGAACAACAACAACAAAUAAAACAUCUAUUAAUCCAUUUGAAUCUUUAUUUAAUAACAAUAAUACUAAAUCAACAAAUCGUAUAGCUGGUCGUGAUGAUACUUUUACUACAACAACUGAUAAAUCUGAUUCACUUGAUUUACCUUUUGGUCAAUCAACAUCUGCAACUAAUAUUUCAACAGCAAUAAAACCAAAUUCAAAACAAUAUCCAUCACAAAAUGAUAAAUUACAAAGACCAAAAGUAGUAACAAAUGCAUCAAAAUCAAUACCUAAUAGGACAGUUGUCGAAGAAAUUGAAGAAUUUGUUUUGUGA